AUGGUAGGGCUCUUGAUGCAACCGUAUGGAAUACAGGGAAUGCUGAAAGAAGGGCACCAACAUCUCUCCGGCUUCGGCCUCGACGAAGCCGUGCUAAAAAAUAUCGAUGCUUGCGAACAGCUCCCCACCAUCACCUGCACUUCCCUUGGUCCUAACGUCAAAACCCCGGCCAGCGCCUCAGCCUCUAACUCUCUGUUUUCGAGUAUACAAAGUAUUAAGGUGUUUCUAGGCGUUUGGGAUUCGUUUUCCGUGACUCAACAUCUUCAGCUUCGGUGGUGUCACUGUCUUUUUCUUGUCUUUCUCUCUCUUCGACUUCUUCAUUUUCUGUUUGCAAAGCUGGGUGGGUUUGGGACUGUGAAUGGGAAUGUUGGACAUAUGGGCUUGAACCAGAAUCAGGGUUUCUUUGGUUUUCAAGAACAGUUUCAAGUGGAUCCGUUUGGAGUUGGGGGAUUGAAGAACUCGAAAGAGCUCUCUUCAACACCAAAUGGCGUUAAAUGCUACUAA
This is a messenger RNA of Fraxinus pennsylvanica, 504 nucleotides long. Lineage: Eukaryota; Viridiplantae; Streptophyta; Magnoliopsida; Lamiales; Oleaceae. The record is from the annotation of a GenBank genome assembly.